GCUACCUAGUAGUAAGCAAACAGAGUUUUUCAUUUUAUCUGGAACAAAAUUGGCAGGAUCUCUAAGUCGUUUUAAGUUUGGUAAAUUAAAAUAGCAAAAUGGGCAUCAUCGGAACCCUGAGCAUGGCUCACAUGGUGUACAGUGCGCAUUGGCUAAAGAAGCCACAGGAUGCCGCCGGUUCCAGGACUCGCGGUCGCCUUCCGAAAUGGCAUCGCCACCGACAAGUCCAAGCGGUGGCCAGUCCAAAUCGGGAGCCUCUCGAUUCCUGGGCCCCCAAGGUCCCAUCACUCGAUUCCGAUUGCAACUCGGAUAGCGAGUCUGAAUCCAAUCCCGGUCGCAGCGAUUUCGAUGGCAGGACCAAGAAAUCCGAAAGCUACAGUAAUAUCGAAUCCUUGGUAUCCGUAAAACAGUCGACGAAGGAUCUACGCCAGUUAGUCAGCUGUUGGUGGCCAUUGAAUAUCUGCCACGAAAUGCAACAGAAAGUCCAUCAGAUUGUGGAGCACUCGGCGGACAUCACAGUGCUCUGGCCUUCAGGAUCCAAUAGUCAUAGGAUAGGCAGAUUGUAAGGAUUGCCAGGAUAUGCCCAUACUCUCCUGUUCGAUGGAACUCUUUUAGGUUUUAAAAAUGUUGUGACCCAUAGUCUUUCAGCAGUAAUCGUAAAAAUAAUAAAUUUGGAAGAGAAAUUA
Molecule: messenger RNA, 686 nt
Organism: Drosophila rhopaloa
Lineage: Eukaryota; Metazoa; Arthropoda; Insecta; Diptera; Drosophilidae
Exons: 1
Coding region: 99-566 (155 amino acids)
Source: RefSeq, a predicted model, not a curated record